AAGCGUCUAAGCGAUAGAUAUUGGCUCGAAAUUCAAAAGUAUAUGACGUCUGCUGCAGGUGCUUAUUUUGAAACGGAUUUGCUCUUAUACCAACUGCAGCCAGCAAGUGAAAGCCAACAGUCAUGGUGAUGGUGGAUAAGAUUGCCUAUUUCCUCACCAGCUGUGAUACUGACACAGUUAGCAAAUAUAUCAACUGUGUGAAGACAAAGCUUUUAGACAAAAGCAGCAAUUCAACAACAGAAACACGAUCAUGUGUGGUGUUAGAUUGUGGAGGUGGGAAUGGACAUGAAGGAGUCAUUAAUUUAGCCCAGUACUACAUGUCCCUUUGUCGUAAAUACAGCCUUCUCCCAAAUGAACGGACAACUCUACUUUCAAGUAUUGACCAGGUUAUAGCACUACAGCUCUGUUUGGCAGAAAAAAAUAAGCAGGAGAGAGGAGAGUUUGAAGUUGAGACCAGUACUGUGAUACAGGCCAACAAAGACAUAGUAAAAUACAAACUUUCUCUGGUCAAGGCAGCUCAGGAGUGUGUUGAACAAAGUCGUCUCCCUUCCAUCGAGACAGAAGAUGUUUAUCCUGUGGGAGAUGAAAUAAGACCAGAGUACCAAGCAUUUCUAAAACACUGUAAUUAUAUAGACAUGUGUGAGGUGCUACUGGCUGUGUGUAAGGCAUAUCACAACAAUCUAAGUCUUCAGGCUGAACUUGGUAUAAAAGAUAUCAUUAUCAUUGGACUUCCAAGGAAUGAAACAGAGAGAGCAAUGGUUGAAUAUCUUUGUGAGGGUCGUUUGAUAAAGAACAUUACUUUAGAGGUUCCAUUGGAGAUGGAUGAUGAGACUGAUGUCAAGGAAGAAGAUAUUAAUAUUCUGUACAGUGAAGUCACUAUGACAGAGGCUUUAGGGGAAAGUGGUGGAGACAAAAGCUUCUUUCAACCCACACCCAAGUCAAGUCGGCCCAAGUCACUCACAGAGAGCUAUAUCCAGCUGGUGUAUGGGUCCUACUUGGAACUUCUGGUGAACUCUCGUGCAGAACUAGCCCUAGCUCGCUCUAUCAAUGUACCAGAAAGGGAACUAACUCACCAAGCUUUCACUGAUGUCAAACGUGAAUCUAAGACAAAAAACAUGACUAUGUAUCAGACUGCUGUAUCCUAUGUAAUGAAGAUUCGUCUUGGAGGUAAGGGGUAUGCACCAGACCCAAAUAGCCCCCUGGCUCAGCAUGUCAAAGGCCUUGGCGAGUUUGUCACCCUUGUUCAUAAAUUACAGACUGUGAUAGAGGAGGAAACUGAUAAACGAGUAUCCUGUCGUAAAGUGUUGAACAUCAUCAAGAAAGAGAUCAUCAAAUGUCGUGAAAAUCGCUUACGUAUCACAAAUGUUGAGUCUGUGUGUGAAAAGCUCCAAAAAGAGGUGGUUCGUGUCAUCAACAUGUUUGACUCUUCUGUCUCCAGCUCUCCAGAUAAGGCUGUGCGGGAUGGUGGAUCUGCUGUUGGUAGACACACACUCAAGGUAUUGCGAUACAUUGUUGAUAAGCUGGUGUCAGGGAUGGAUGACUUUAAAGUACAAACCCUUGAUUUCCUGUGUGAUGGGUUCUCUAGUCAAAGAACACCUGUACACUUCCCCUGUAUCAUGUCACAGUUCAGUUUUUUCAAGAUCCGGAUGACUUUAACAAGGAUUGGUCUCCCUGAAGAGUACCCAGACAAUCCUGAUGACCCUUGCAAUCAGAGUUUGUCUGACCGUCUUCUGUCCCAGCAAUCAACAGAGACACCAAUUCAUAAAAAGCGGUACAAGUCUUGCAUGGACUGGGCUGGCCCUACACAUGUGGUGGAUAUCAAGGACAAUGGGCAGGACAGUGAUAUUGUACUUACACAGUCAGAGGUUGUAGUCAUCCCAAGCAAAACAAUUGUACACGCUGGGAAGCACACAAACAAGGAAAUGGGAGUUGCCAACCGGGUAGCGGAGACCCUCAAAGACCAGGAGAAUGUUCCCACAACUGUAGAGGUCACAGAAAUAUCGAGUCAAGGGCAGAAGGAAGCAAAGAUCAAUGAACCAAAAACCAACAAAAUAAUUAAGGUGACAAAAAAGAAUCCAGGAAAAGGACAGAAACGACCCCUUGUGUCUGGAGAUUCUCCCCCAAAAGCCAAGAAGAAAACGAAAACAGAAACCAAAACCUGUCGUCGAAAACUACUUCCACAGGUCAAAGGUCAACAGCAAUUAACAAAAUUCUUCAGAGUAUAAAUUUAUUGUUUACAUGGAAUUUUAGUUUAGUGUUAUUGUAAUAUAUUCAACUUUAGCAGACUAUGUAUACUGUCAGAUUUGUAUGAUUCAUAACUUUUUUAAUUGUAUGUACAUAAUUAUGUAUGUGUUGAUUUCCUUUUUUUUAAGUUUCCUGUUUGAUCAUCAAAAAUAUUUUUUCCUUUAAUAACCUGUGAAAAAAAUACUUAGCCAUGUUUUAAUGAUGAUGUAACUACAUAUAUUGUUUCUAACUGCAUAGACAUAGUUUUACUGAGCCAGUACAAUUACUUAUCUCUUAGAUACAUUGAAUGUGAUAUAUAUAGGUUGUAGGUAGAGAAUAUACAGUAAACCUUCAGUCAGUUCAAACAAAAUUAAUAUAGUUAAAGCUAUACAUAUAUAUAGGAUCUUAUAUGAGCUUAUAAAGUUGAAACUUUGAAAGGAGUUUCAUAAAAUAUAUGAAAUGAAAACAAAUUUAAGAUGUUUUUCAUUACAUGACUAGAAAACUUACAUUUUCAGUCUUCAUAGUCUAAAGGUGGAAUGCUUAAUCAAACAGCCAUUUUGUUACUCCAUUCACAAUUCAUGAUAUUACAUCAUUUUCAUUUCUGACUGGCAUAGCCAAUUAAAAACAUGCCAGGUUAUAUUACUGUCACCUGUGCAAAAAUAUUACUGAAGCAAAUUGAUUGGAUAACAGGCCGAUUAUGUGACAAAACAUUUAUAUAACAUGUUUCAAUUUACAAAAUGCUACUGUAAAAUGGCUUUGAAAUUAAGCUUAUAUCAUUCCUCCAUACUCGAGUAGGGAGGAAAGACUAGAGCACAAGUUUUUGAAAGGAUCUUUUAGCUAUAGUUCAUAAGUCUUUUCCUCAACACCAUUUUCAGUUUGGUGUAUAUUAAUGCAUUAAAGUAAAAUAAUUUUGAAAUAUUUUGUAACUUUUUCAAAUUUAACCAUGUUUUGGACUUGUCACAGUUAUUGAAAGGUAUUAAUUUAGCAUUGAGAAUUCAAAUCCUAAUGAAUUUCUAAAAUUUUAACAUUUAUAAGCAUUUUGCAAUAGCAGCCACCAGUUCAAUGAGCUUCACAAUCAUUGAUAGCACUGGAUUUUAUUCAUAAAAAAGGUUUGUUCGAACUGCUGAAUUGAACUGACCGGAGGUUUAUUAUACAUUAAUAUAUACUCAGGAAAAGGGGUAUGCAAUUAUUUUUAAAUAUGUGAUCUGAAAAACAAUAUUAUAUAAAUGAGCCAUGAAUGAUAUUAUUUUAAUGAGUUAUUAUUUUUUUUUUUUUUUCAAAAUUGCAAUAAUUUACUAUUUAUGCUUCAUGAAAAUUAAUUGUAACAAAAAUGGAAACCACUGUUUUAAUUUAUUGAUCUUUGUAUUUAUAUAAUAUUUAUUGUGAAUUUAUUUUUAAUAAACACAUUUUCUUUUGCAAAUA
Pecten maximus is the source of this 3645-nucleotide messenger RNA. RefSeq names its product PCNA-interacting partner-like. Gene Ontology annotation, cellular component: chromatin. Gene Ontology annotation, biological process: negative regulation of double-strand break repair via homologous recombination. The record is from RefSeq and is a predicted model, not a curated record. NCBI's taxonomy places the organism in Eukaryota, Metazoa, Mollusca, Bivalvia, Pectinida, Pectinidae. The coding region runs from base 123 to 2225 and encodes 700 amino acids. The transcript has 13 exons.